Hyposmocoma kahamanoa is the source of this 823-nucleotide messenger RNA. RefSeq lists its product as uncharacterized. NCBI's taxonomy places the organism in Eukaryota, Metazoa, Arthropoda, Insecta, Lepidoptera, Cosmopterigidae. The transcript has 2 exons. Bases 51 to 551 code for a protein of 166 amino acids. The record is from RefSeq and is a predicted model, not a curated record.
GUUUUUUAUUGUAAGCUACAAGAAACAAACAAGCUAUUGAGCCAGUUGAUAUGCGAUUCUUUUUAUUUCAUGUUUUUUGUAAUAUUUUCGUUUGUACCUUUCAGGUAUUUCUGGGGUUUCUAUGCCUCUCUGUUGUAUUAAGUAAAUCUGUAGCCCAAGAGGCUAGACCUGAAACUAAUACAUCGUUAGUAUGGAGUCCAGUUUUCAACGAAGGGAGCGAAUUUCAUACACCAACCAAUAAACCGAGUGACCUUCCAACAAACGGACAUGAUGUUCUGCAAUUGGAUCCUGUCAUCGAACGUUCUUCACACGAUCAUCACCACGGGCACAUGGAUCCUACAUUUAAAGGUUUCUGGACCAAGAAGAUCGUAUGGAGGCCGCGCUGGGUAAAGACAUGGCAAGAGAAAAAAGUGUACAUAGCUGUAUGGAAGAGAAUGUGGGGACCCGUCGUAGUGAAAGAAUGGGUUCCUGUUCCGAAACCACCUCCAGGAUGGGUGAAACAUGACUCCCGCGCCCCUUCAUAUGUCGUUAAAAAAUUUCAUGGGAAAUAAGUUUACUCAUAGUGUUAGUAGGUACAGUUCUGAUAGUGUCUACUGAAGAUAUUUUAUUCAGUAGCACUUUAGUCCAUAUUUAAUAGGCUUAUUACCAAAUACCUCAAUAGGAUUUGUAUUCUUAGCGAUUAUUUAUUGUGCUUAGUCCUUAGUAACACAGGAAGUAUUAAUCUCCCUGGAUGCGAGCAUUACUAGGCCGGUCGUUGUGGCAAUUUUUGGGGGAGGCCUAUGUUAUUGCAUUUAUGACUUCUACAUUCACAUACAUACAGUGU